AUGUUUAACUUACAAACAGGACCGAAAGAAGUAUUUCCAUACAACUACUACAGCAGUGUUUUGUUAGCAAAUGACAACAGAACUGGUGUCAUUUCUGAAGCAUGUAAGUUUAUCCGGGAUGCAGAUACAUUCAUGAAAAACAUAGAUUCCAUCAAAGGUUGCAGAAUAGAUGAGAACCACUUCGACUUAGAAAAGUAUAGCACAUUUUAUUGCAAACAAGAUGUAAGAAUUUUAAGAGAAGGUUUUGUUAAGUUCCGCAAUGACAUAUUGAAAGAAUUUGAUUUAAACGUUUAUGACUACGUUAGUAUUUGUUCAAUUGCUAACAAAUUGUUUGAGAACAGAGUGUACUUCCCGAAUGGAAAUUUAUAUGACCUCUCAAAUAAACCAAGAGAAUUUAUUUCACGCUGUAUUCAAGGUGGAAGAUGUAUGCUGUCAGAUAACAUUAAACAAAAGAGCGAAAAGAAACUCAUUGCUGACUUCGACGCUGUUUCAUUAUAUCCAUCAGCUAUAGCAAGACUUUAUACUUUAGAAGGUAUUCCAAAGGUUAUGAAGAAAGAAAUGUUAAGCACAGAGUAUCUCAUGAGACAUUUAUUCGAUGACGACCAAAAGGAACCCAUUG
Molecule: messenger RNA, 619 nt
Organism: Trichomonas vaginalis G3
Lineage: Eukaryota; Parabasalia; Trichomonadida; Trichomonadidae
Product: organellar and viral DNA polymerase type B
Exons: 1
Biological process (GO): DNA replication
Molecular function (GO): nucleotide binding; DNA-directed DNA polymerase activity; DNA binding
Source: RefSeq, a predicted model, not a curated record